GGCGCGGUCCCGUCAACGUUAGCAUCUCUUUGGAUGUGUGAGAUGCAGACAGCUGUUGUAGCCCUCUACACUACUUUAGAUUUUACGACAACAUGCGACAUAACUACUGCUCACAACUAAGUAGGCUGCGUCUCUGUUACUAGUUUAGUGUGUAGAUUGAACGCAAUUUUGUUCCUAUUAUGAGCAGUCUCGGUGAGUGUUAGCUAGCCGGCUAACAGGUUUCCAAGUGCCCUCAGUCAACAUGGACGCGCUGCUGGACUUCUCGGAGUGCGUCGCGGAUUCUCCUGACUUCAGGCUGAAACUGGAUCGGUUUGAAGAGGAUGUUUCUCUGCUGCAGACACAGCUGGACAAGGUGACAAGAUUGUGCGGAAAAAUGGUGGAGGCGGGACAAGCGUACAAUGCAGCCAAUCAGCUGUUCCUCGCCGGCCUGGCUGAGCUUUUCGCACGGCACAAGGAGGACGGCGUCGUGGCGAAGUGCCUGAGCCAGUUCGAGCAAGGCCUGCAGGAGCUGCUCACUUUCCACACCAUGUUGUUGGAUCAGAGCCAGCGAGCCGUCAGCCAUCAACUCAGCGGCCUGCGCAAGCAGUUGCUGCCUCAGCUGUGGGAGACGCGUGCGGAGUUCGUGCGCGUCGACGAGGACGUGGCCGCGGCGGCCGCCAAGAACGCUCGGGUGCCUCGACACAAGACGGCCGAGGCCGAGAGCGCCGCUCACGUGCUCGUAGCCACCAGGAAGUGCCAACGACACUUUGCCCUGGAUUAUUGUCUGCAGCUCAACACGUUGAAGACGCAGCAGAAGUCGGACAUCUUGAACUCGGUGUUCUCCUUGGUCAACGCUCAGCUGACCUUCUUCCAUCAAGGCUUCGACCUCCUCCGAGAUCUGGAGCCCGCCAUGAAGGUCAUGGCCGCGCAGUUGUGCGAGCGGUCGGCCGAGUGUGCGAGCAAGCGGAAAGAUCUGGAGAACGCUCACCUGCUGGUCCAGGAGGGAGAUGCCUCAGGAGAGACGCCGGCGAGGCCGUGUGACGGAAGUGAUGACAUCAUCCAAGGUUACCUCUUCAAGCGCUCCCGAAGGAAGUCCAAAACGUGGAAGAGGUGCUGGUUCUCCAUCAGACACAACCAACUCACCUACAGGAAGUCGCACAAAGAGGCGCCCGUGCGUCUGUUUGAGGACCUGCGACUGUGCGCCGUCAAGUCUUUGGAAGACGCGGACCGACGGUUCUGCUUCCAACUCAUAUCUGUGCACAAGCGUUGCGUCCUUCAGGCCGACUCGGAGCCCGCGAGGCUGGCGUGGACGUCCGCGUUGCAGGGCAGCAUCGACACGGCGUACGGAGAGCGAGGCCGAGCCGCGUCCACGCAGGCACGCUCGCUCCUCGUUGGCGCCGGGAACUCGUCGCGAUCGUCGAUAAUAGCGACGUUCGUAAAUGUCACCCGCAGCCCCGAGAGCCCCUCCCGCCCGACAGCGACGACGGCGCGGCCCAUCGGAGGACGGCGGCGCUGGCCGCGGUCUUGCGCGGCGCCGGCAACCGUCGCUGCUGCGACUGCGGCGAGGAGGAGCCGCGGUGGGCCGCCGUCAACUUGGGCGUCACCGUGUGCAUACAGUGCUCCGGGAUACACCGGACGCGCGUGCAGGAGUCUGGGCGUCCACGUGUCCAAGGUGCGCUCGCUCACGCUGGAUUCGUGGGAAGCGGAGCAGCUGAAGCUGCUGUGCGUCCUGGGAAACGACGCCGUCAACGGGAUUUACGAGGCGCGGUGUUCGCCCCGAGUCAAACCCACCGCCGAGAGUCCGCGCGCCGAGAAGGAGGCCUGGAUACGAGACAAAUACGUGGACAAGACCUUUGUGAGGCGUGACGGCGACGACGACGGCACACACGCCGUCGAUGCCUCGCCGACCCCGCGUCUCUACCGGGCCGCGGUGGCCGGAGAUCUGGUCGCCAUGGUGACGGCGCUGGCCCAGGGGGCGGCGGUGAACGGGAGCGUGGCGCAGGAGGAAGGACGCAGCGCCCUCAUCGGGGCCGCCCAGGGGGGGUCGCUGUUGGCGUGUGAGUUCCUGCUGCAGAACGGUGCCAACAUCAACCACAGAGACCGAAGAGGACAAGGAGCGCUCCAUGCCGCGGCCACUGCGGGACACACCGGGCAGGUGUGUCUGCUGCUGAAGCGAGGAGCCAAUCAGUACGCGGUGGACGAGGGCGGACGCGACCCGCUGGCCAUCGCCGUGGAGACGGCGCACGCGGACAUCGUGACGCUGCUGCGCAUGGCCAGAAUGAACGAGGAGAUGCGAGAAUCCGAAGGAGCGUUCGGAGCUGCGGGAGACGACCAAACCUUUCAGGACAUUUUCAGAGACUUCAGCGACAUGGCGUCGCACGACCCCGAGAAGCUGGCCAGACGAACCUUCGGCCGCCCAGGAGAUUUUCAAUCUUGAGGCGACGUAAUGCCGCACGGCUCCCGCAGAGUGAGGGAAGAGGCGGAGUUUUACGACACUUCUCAGACAGUCAAAGAGUUAAUAAUUUGUUGUCAGACUAUUUAACACUUUCAAUUGGUUAAUCCUUUGUGAAAGUAACAGACCAUGUGCUUGUGUGCACAUGGUCUGUUACUUUCACAAAAUCAAAUCGUAACGAUUUGUGAUCAAAUAUGAAAUUGAGCAUUUUCGGACAUACGAGGUUUCCGCCCGACGGUGACGAUAUGAACUCGAAAACAGAAAAAGUGUGAAAAACACUUCAUCGCGUUACUGCACUUGCCGACAUGAAGCUCUUUUUAUUUCAUGUGGCGCCACCAUCAGGCAAAGGCUGGAAUUGCAUUGCUAACCGGCUAAGAUGCUAACGCACUAAAGUUGCCGAAAACUUUUAUGCUCAAGGGCCACAUUUGAUUUUUAAAACUGACGGAUGGGUCAGUUCAUUCGUAGUAAAGGUUUUUUUUUUUUUUUUUUUUUAAUUACAGAAACGUGUAUUUUAAUGACACAUUUUUUUUUUCCCAAUGAUAUGAUUUAGAAUUGGCGGCACGGUGGACGACUGGUUAGAGCGUCAGCCUCGCAGUCCUGAAGACCCGGGUUCAAUCCCCGCGGGGCCCCGCCUGUGUGGAGUUUGCAUGUUCUCCCCGUGCCUGCGUGGCUUUUCUCCGGGCACUCCGGUUUCCUCCCACAUACCAAAAAACAUGCAUUCAUUGGAGACUCUAAAUUGCCCGUAGGUGUGACUGUGAGUGUGAAUGGUUGUUUGUUUGUACGUGCCCUGCGAUGGGCUGGCAACCCGUUGAGGGCGUACCCCGCCUCCUGCCCGAUGACAGCUGGGAUAGGCUCCGGCGCGCCCGCGACCCGCGUGAGGAGAAGCGCGACAGAAAAUGGAUGGACGGAUGGAUGAUUUAGAAUUAUAAAUAACCAAUCAUUUAAAUAAAUCACAACAUUUAAUGUAGAUGAGACCCCCGCAUAUUUGCAGUUUGGCACCUGCGGAUUACCUAUUAGAAGUUGUUUUUCUACAUUUUCUUAUUUUUUAAAGAGGGCGUAAACCCCCGUUUUUCCUGGAACACGGUUAUUGGCGGUACUUAUUCAAGAAUUUAGGGCUUUCAGUUUUUUUUCUUCCCAUGCAAUUAUAACGAGUAUCAAUUAUUCACAGAUUUUCGCAAAACACAAAUAAUCAAUGCUAUUUUACAAUGAAAUAUAACCUAUUUAUAAAAUACAUGGUAAAUGUACAGCAGAAGCCCGCUAUUCGUAGGCGAUCGAGACCGCGAACAGUAAAAAUCUGCAGAUAAUUUACGCUCAUUGGCAAUUUAUUUAUUUCUUUUUUUCAAGCCCAAAACUUAGUGACUGGCAGGAGAUAAACCACAAACAAGUGUUUUCGGGAUUGGUUCCCCCAUAAAAAAUAAAAACAAAGAGAAAAAAAAUUGGGAUUUUUUAAAAUGUUAUUUUAAAGAUUUGAAUAAAUAAAUCCACUGGUGCUGAGCGAGUAUGCGGGAGUCUGCUGUAUGCCUUUAUUAUAAUAAUGAAAUAAUACACAUCUGUCCAUUCUCUUACAUUUUUAAUUCACCUAAUUUUAAUGUAUUUACAAAUUUAAUAAAAUAAAUGUUAAAUGUAGGUACAAAUAUUUUGAGUAAUAUUUUUACAAUCCAUGAAUUAUUCAAUUAGCUAAAUGUUUGUGGUGUUUCCAUACGUUUGCGGUGUGUGUGUGUUUAUUAUCCAUCCGUCCUUUAUGAGAACACAAAAAUUGUUUGUAAUUGCGACGUUGACGUAAAUGUGUUGUCACCCAGCAUGCACCACAACUUCACAGUCAAAAGUGGAAACGCAUAAUUGUUUUUGAACAAGUUUGCAAAAGAAGGCAGAAAUCAAGUUAUGUCCAAAUGUUUAAAGUGUUAGCCUCACCGCUAACAUUGUUCAUGUUGACUCUGUCACAAAGGGAACGUUUGCCUCAUUUGAAGCGCCUCCGUCAUCACUUGGGAGAUUCACGAGUGUUUACAAAGCAGCAGCGUUGCCUUUAAGAUUGAAAAAGUUUUGUCAAAAAUGUUUUUAAGGUGAACUUCUCACGCUGCUGCUCAUGUUUGUUUUUGUCAUCUUACUGCAGAAUUAUAAAUCGCUGCUAAAAAAAUAAAUACAUUUAAUCCUUGACUGUUGCUAAUAUACUAUUGUGUAAUAAACAUUUAAAAACACAAAGAAAAACAUAUG
Messenger RNA from Phycodurus eques (leafy seadragon), 4642 nucleotides. RefSeq names its product BAR_ACAPs and ArfGap_ACAP domain-containing protein. The transcript is spliced from 21 exons. Gene Ontology annotation, cellular component: cytoplasm. The record is from RefSeq and is a predicted model, not a curated record. The coding region runs from base 242 to 2416 and encodes 724 amino acids. Lineage: Eukaryota; Metazoa; Chordata; Actinopteri; Syngnathiformes; Syngnathidae. Gene Ontology annotation, molecular function: GTPase activator activity; protein binding.